This is a messenger RNA of Sesamum indicum (sesame), 1636 nucleotides long. RefSeq names its product Protein phosphatase 2C family protein. NCBI's taxonomy places the organism in Eukaryota, Viridiplantae, Streptophyta, Magnoliopsida, Lamiales, Pedaliaceae. Gene Ontology annotation, molecular function: cation binding; protein serine/threonine phosphatase activity. The record is from RefSeq and is a predicted model, not a curated record. Gene Ontology annotation, biological process: protein dephosphorylation.
GUGAAGCAGUUAGUAGAAUCUUUUACAGAGGGCUCAAGAGAUUUUAUCAUUGAAGCCUAAAGAUUAACAGCACUGAGAUUCAGAGUCAUAAAAAAGUCUUGAACUUAACAAAGAACUCUUUUUUUUCCUUUUUUUGUGUGUGUGUGUGUCUCUGAACAUCUCUUAUCAUAGUCUUCAAGUCCCUUCAUCACAUCCAAUUUUGUUUUCUCUCUCAUCAAAACCUCUAGAAGGGAUUCAGAUUCAGGAUUAGUUCUUUCUUUGGAGCUCAUUUGCUGCCUUUCCGGGUUCAGAUUCGGGAAUUUGUUCGGUUGCUCAAGUGGUUUGAGAUGGGCAUAUAUCUGAGUACUCCUAAAACAGAUAAAUUUUCUGAAGAUGGCGAGAACAGUAGGCUUAGAUUUGGUCUGUCUUCCAUGCAAGGAUGGCGUGCUACAAUGGAAGAUGCGCAUGCAGCACUUCCUGACCUGGAUUCUUCCACAUCAUUCUUUGGUGUUUAUGAUGGUCAUGGAGGUAAGGUGGUUGCCAAAUUCUGUGCCAAGUACCUUCAUCAGCAAGUGCUCAAGCAUGAAGCAUAUUUGGCUGGUGAUAUAGGGACUUCAGUUCAAAAAGCUUUUUUCAGGAUGGAUGAGAUGAUGCGUGGGCAGAGAGGCUGGAGGGAGUUGGCUGUUCUGGGGGAUAAAAUAAACAAGUUUACUGGCAUGAUAGAGGGUCUGAUAUGGUCACCAAGAGGUGGUGACAAAAAUGACCAAGCUGAUGAUUGGGCAUUUGAGGAGGGACCGCAUUCUGAUUUUUCUGGACCAACUUCUGGUUGUACUGCUUGUGUUGCGCUCAUUAAGGGAAACCAACUUGUUGUUGCAAAUGCUGGUGAUUCUCGCUGUGUAAUUUCUAGAAAUGGCCAGGCAUACAAUCUUUCAAGAGAUCACAAACCUGAUCUUGAGGUCGAGAGAGACAGAAUUCUAAAAGCUGGUGGUUUUAUCCAUGCUGGUCGUGUCAAUGGCAGCUUGAAUCUUGCAAGAGCCAUAGGUGAUAUGGAGUUCAAGCAAAACAAGUUUCUGCCUCCAGAAAAGCAAAUUGUAACUGCCAAUCCCGAUAUUAACAUUGUUGAACUUUGCGAUGAAGAUGAGUUCGUCGUGCUUGCCUGUGAUGGCAUUUGGGAUUGCAUGUCAAGCCAGCAACUAGUAGAUUUCGUACGGGAGCAGCUGAAAUCUGAAAGUAAGCUUUCUGUGGUCUGUGAAAAAGUACUCGACAGAUGUCUGGCGCCUACGACUGCCAGCGGGGAGGGCUGCGACAACAUGACCAUGAUACUGGUACAAUUUAAGAAGCCAACCCCAUCAGGUACAUCUUCAGAUGAGAAAUCCUCAACUUCUGAGGAAGCCGAGGCCGAGCCAAAGCCAGCAGAGAAUGAAUCAUAGUGUUCGUGUGUACCGGUUAGUAAAAUCUGAUCCCCCUUACGGAAUGUGUUCGACGCUUUUAAUCCGUGUAUGUACAUAACUCCGUCGAGGCUGGAAAAAUCAAAACAGUUCGCCUUUUCUUCACUUUCUUCUCUUCAUACUUUGAAAUGUACCUGAAGAAUCUGUAUAGAUGAUUCAACUGCAGGUUUUAACAUGUCUACUGAUGGAUACAACUUCAUUUGAUUACA